Messenger RNA from Fibroporia radiculosa, 1317 nucleotides. RefSeq lists its product as uncharacterized. The coding region runs from base 1 to 1317 and encodes 438 amino acids. The record is from RefSeq and is a predicted model, not a curated record. Lineage: Eukaryota; Fungi; Basidiomycota; Agaricomycetes; Polyporales; Fibroporiaceae. The transcript is spliced from 2 exons.
AUGAAUGAUGUGCCAUCCUCAAGUCACAUGCCCAGGCGCAAUCCAUUUUAUGUGGUGGUGACUCCGAAGAAGAAACCUGAACCCCUUCCAGGAAAUGAUCGAGCGCCAGUCGAGACCAUUACUGGGCCUUCCGGCGGCCCAGAAGACAGCCCGUCGUGGACAGUUCUUGAAACAGCUACUGAACCUGAAGCAGAGCCUGAACUUGAAGAUGAACUGGAGGCCACAGUCGUGGAUCACACGCCUGCGACGACUUCGCCAACAUCUAACGCGCUCGAUUAUCAAAUGCCAUUGUUCUCAACGCUAUCAAAUGUCCUCCCUGAAAGAUCAGAUGACUUACGAGUAGGCUUGUCAUCAUUUUCCUCAAAUGUAGACGAUGGUCCCGGGACAACGUCCGGUUUGAGUUCUCAACAGUCGCGUGGAUCUUCGGGAGCGAUACUACAGCGGAUCGACAAUCAAGGCGAACUUCGACCCAGGAAGGCAUUCGCUUUCGACGGUGUUGUACUUCCUUCCCUGACGAGAAGACAAAGACGAGCCACCGUGUAUGGUAAAGACAAGGCAAACCAGGAUGAUGAAACAAGAAACGCAGGGACAUACGUUCCUCAAAAUCUCGUUCAAGCACUCGCAUUUGCAUUCGCUCAUAAUGAUGAUGUUGGUCGGGAUCAUCAGACCGGAAAGCCUCCCAAAGCGAUCUCCGAGCAUCUUCCCAUUGCGCCAACGCAUAUAGCGAGGCCUGACGCGGCGAACGUGAAGGCCCAGGUCCCUAGAACAUUGCAUCAAGUGAUUACACUUAACGAAAAAUCCGGUGCAGAAAUCUGGGAGACAGUGGACGAUCUACUUGGCACAGUAAAGGCGCCAGCUGUGUUAGACACCUCCGCUCUAUCUGCUACGUUAGAGGGGGAGGCACGGUUUUCACGAAAAAUGCAGCUAGCACUGCCAACUAUCGCAACGAACUCUAUGAUAGAGGGCAACAAGAGAUGGAAGGCUUACGCAGUACCCCGCUGGUCGCGGGUAGCGAUAUUUAAAGAGAGGCUGGACGCGAGCCUCGGGCUCGGUGAUUUCAACCGCGGGCUGGGGAAGCGACCCAUAGAGGAUCAACGAGAGGAAGAAGAAGCAUCCUCGGUCCCUCAAGAUGACGUUGCCGCUGAGGUUACGAACCUGAAGAGGCGCAGGAGCGCUGCGAGUCCAGAGCUGGAGGCGUCCGCAGUAUUGACGGAUAGCUCAGAGACACCUAUGGAGAUGAACAUCCAGAUGAUCAAGAGGCGCAGACUGGAUCGUAGGCCUGAUCCACCAGCCUCGGAAGGGCAGCAUCCUGACUGA